Molecule: messenger RNA, 519 nt
Organism: Pyrgilauda ruficollis (rufous-necked snowfinch)
Lineage: Eukaryota; Metazoa; Chordata; Aves; Passeriformes; Passeridae
Product: complement C1q-like protein 4
Exons: 1
Molecular function (GO): protein binding
Source: RefSeq, a predicted model, not a curated record
GCCAUGCUGCUGGUGCUGCUGGUGGCCAUCCCGCUGCUCGUGCACGGCUCCAAGGCGGCCGCGCACUACGAGAUGCUGGGCAGCUGCCGCAUGGUCUGCGACCCCUACCCCGAGCUGCCCCCCGCCUCCCCGCCGCCCUUCCUGCCCGGGGCCAAGGGCGAGCCGGGCCGCAAGGGCCGCGCCGGUCUCCGCGGGCCACCGGGGCCACCGGGACCGCGGGGACCUCCGGGAGAACCGGGCCGGCCGGGCCCGCCGGGACCUCCGGGACCGGGGCCGGGCGGGUACAUCCCGUCCUUCUACAGCCCCAAAAUCGCUUUUUACGCCGGCCUGAGGAAGCCGCACGAGGGCUACGAGGUGCUGCGCUUCGACGACGUGGUGACCAACGUGGGCAACUACUACGAGCCCUCGAGCGGCAAAUUCACCUGCCCCCUGCCCGGCAUCUACUUCUUCACCUACCACGUCCUGAUGCGCGGCGGGGACGGCACCAGCAUGUGGGCCGACCUGAUGAAGAACGGGCAG